CUUCCCUCCGACCGCAAGGAAUUAUGUCGUCGAUCCACCGUUACCGCGUCUUAGCUGAGUCUUGGACCAAGUUUGAGAUUGGCCCAUUAGCAUCGCCGUAGUUCGUACAGCGGGCGGGUAGAGCGUUGAGGAUAUGCCGGGCGGCCAAUCCCAACCACAGGCCAUCGUGGAUAAACCCACUCAGCGGAAGAUCUACUACACGUGUCGCAGCUGUCGCCGUCUGCUGGUGCGAUGCACAGUCGACGAAAACCCACCUUGUUGGCAAUGUGAAACUGACGGCAGGGAGUGUGUCAUUGAAGAAUAUCCCGGCGACCGCGGGAGAGCGGCUCGAUCUUCACAGGGAAAGGAUAAAGAAGGUACCAGGUGCUGGAUCAACAAGGGCGUCAACUGAGGCAUAUUCCUGGGUCUUAUCAACAGCUUGCCUUGUCUGGAGAUGCUGUGACUCAUUCACCUUCUUUGC
Ilyonectria robusta is the source of this 460-nucleotide messenger RNA. RefSeq lists its product as uncharacterized. The record is from RefSeq and is a predicted model, not a curated record. Lineage: Eukaryota; Fungi; Ascomycota; Sordariomycetes; Hypocreales; Nectriaceae. Gene Ontology annotation, biological process: regulation of DNA-templated transcription. The transcript is spliced from 2 exons. Bases 134 to 391 code for a protein of 85 amino acids. Gene Ontology annotation, molecular function: DNA-binding transcription factor activity, RNA polymerase II-specific; zinc ion binding.